UGGUUCACGUCCAAAUAUUUAUUAUCAACACUUGGAAAAAAAAAAAGUCGGAACAUAAUUAGGUUUGGUCUUCUUCUUGUUUCACUAGAACAGAGUCGUGUAGCUCAGCAUAGCUCCACCGCCGACGAAAUCGACGUUGCAAAGCGCAGAGACUUAAGCUUUUCAACAGUAUAGCUAAAACCCUAAACCCUAGCAGAAAGAAAUCGUUCACGACGGAGGAUGAGACCUCACUACAACCGCCCGCAGCGACCGCAACAACAGCAGAACAAUGGGUACCCAAAUCAACAACAACAGAAUGGGUAUCAUCAGAACCCAGGGAUGAUGAUGAUGAAUCCACAGAUGAUGAUGAUGAUGAUGGGUCACAUGAACAACAUGCCAAUGCAUCCUCAUCAGCCGAUUCACCAGUUUGCUUUCCCAAACCACCCUAUCAACCAGCUGCAUCCAAACCACCUGGGGAGUCUUCACUCAAUACAGCCCACUUAUUAUCCGCCUCCGUAUACUCCUGUUCCACCUCCACCUCAAAAUCAAAAUCACCAAUCGCGGCCUCCAGGUUUCUCAGAGGCGAGACCACAGGUGCAGUCUGUAGGAAACGUCAACAACACCAACAAUUUCAAUCCGAGAGGGAGUGAUUCUCGUAAUAGUUUUACAAAACAACAGAACUUCAGAGGCCCUGGUCAAGGAUCUCAGUCGUAUCAAGGAGACAAUGCAAAGAAAAAGUUUGGGUUCAACAAGGCUCAUAAGGGAAAAGGGAAGAAUAAUAAGAUGGCACCUAGGAUUUAUGGAUCUGAUGCUGGUAUCGCUGAAGAUACGAAAAGACCAUAUAUUCCGAACUAUCCUCCAAAAGAAGUUCAGCAAUGGCGUCAAGCUCGGCGUAAGAAUUUUCCAACGAAACUCAACGUUGAAAAGAAAAUAAAGAAAAAUGAUUCAAACUCCGGCCUUGACGAUGAAGCAAAACUGCGUCGUCAGCAACUCCGGGAAGUGUUAGCAAAGCAGCGUGAGCUAGGCGUUGAAGUAGCAGAAGUCCCUUCACACUAUUUAUCCAAUCCAGUUGAGCAAGUUAAUGGAGACAACAGUGGACAGUUCCAAAACAAGGAUGGCAGGAAGGGAAGAUUUAGACAUAACAAGAGAAGAUAUGGUGGUAAAGACAAGUUCGAUAAAAGACGGAAGUUCCAAGACAAAGAUUCAUCUGAAGAAUCUUCUACCAUCACGACGAGAGAACCUACAUUGCUUGAGAAGCUCCUGAGCGCUGACAUAAAGAAAGACAAGAUCCAGUUGUUACAGGUCCUCCGCUUCAUGGAAAUGAACUCAUUCUUCAAGGAGUCGCCAGAGGGACCUCUGAAGUUUCCUUUGGUUAUGGUAGAAGAAACGGGCUGUGAACAUGCCGAGGAAGUUUUAUCCGAUGAUGAUGAUGUGGAUGAGAGUGGUGAUGAUGACUCAUGUGAUGAAGCGUCUGAUUAAUAAUUGUAAGUUUUAAGUUUGUGAGCUCAAAAACAUGGCAGAGUCUUGAGGAUUUACAGUAUCAAUCCGUGUUUCUUUUUUGAGAA
Molecule: messenger RNA, 1544 nt
Organism: Raphanus sativus (radish)
Lineage: Eukaryota; Viridiplantae; Streptophyta; Magnoliopsida; Brassicales; Brassicaceae
Exons: 9
Coding region: 220-1458 (412 amino acids)
Biological process (GO): box C/D snoRNP assembly
Cellular component (GO): nucleus
Molecular function (GO): RNA binding
Source: RefSeq, a predicted model, not a curated record